AAUUACUUAUUUUUAAUGGCCGUUCUCUGCAACAGGCGCUAUCGUGUUUCGUGUUUUUAAUUUAAUUUCGAUAUCUUCGAUUUAAACGACGCAUUUCCUGUAAAUUCUGGUUAAUUUUAUACUAUAACUGUUUGAAUUGUGACCAGUUUUGUAUUAUUUCUUAAAACAUUGCCAUAAGUGCCUCCUGCGUCUUCACUGAUAAAGCUGGGAAGUCUUGAGAGAUAUUCAAGACCCACAUCAGUGCGCGUAGCUCUGAAGCUAGAACGAGACGACGUUACAGCCAAGCUGUACGCUAAAAAGGGAUAGCAGCAUAUACAUGGAAAUCACCAUCGCUGUCCACACUAAGAAACUUACCGAGGCAGUUUUACAAUUUGGUGUUCUACUCAUUUGACUGGGAAGACAGUCGUUUGCUGCUGUUUUGUCGGCUGUGAAUGGAGCCGUAGCUACGACCAGAGACAGUCAGCCGCGCGGAUAGCCAGCCCCAGCCCGAGACCCCAUGGCUACCACCCCUGCCGCCCACCGACACAACCCCCAAAGCCCAACUAUGCUCUUAAAAAUCGAGAACGCUCUCUUACAAAGACACCGUCAGCGCGAAACCACCGGAAUCAAGAAGCUAUACAACUCGUUUUUCGUCUUGUUCUAACCAGUGACGUCGGAACUGUAAUCAUCAUUCAUUCAUCAUCACAUUUGAGAGACUUUUUCGGCCAUGGAGCGUGACGUGUGAUGGAGUAUUGUAGUGCCAUGUUGGAGGAAAGUCGCGAUUUCUCGUGGGAGACCAGUGUUAGGAUGAGUUGCGUGGGGCGAGAUGUUGAGGAGUUGGGGCUGAUGUUGGAGGGGGGGCGGAAGCGGAAGUGGCAGGAGGGGGGGAAGAUGAUGCGAAGGGAAGAGGUGGACGAGAGGGAACAGAGGAGGAUGCCGCCGAAGAAGAUUAUAGCUGCAGUGGGCGACAUGGGCGGCAGCGGUGCGUCGUCUGCGUCGUCACACCUGUCGCCCGGCUGGCAGGUCAACGACCUCGACCUGGAUCUGCCGGGAGAGCUGUCUAUGAAUUCGUAUUCCCCCCGCAGCGAGGCGCUGCUGUCGCUGGCGGUGUUCAAGCAGGAGGCGCCGUCGCCGCCGGGAGCCGCGCCGUCGCCGCGACAUGCCGCGUGGCAGCCGCGUGUAGAGCGACAGAUAACAAACAUGGCGGUGGAUGCUCCACGAGACGCGAUGGAGGAGGGGUGCCAGCAGUCGCCUCCACACAACGUCAUGAGUGCACACGGCAGCCCAGAGAACAUGGAGUGCAACAACAUGGGCCCCGCCAUGACACAGAUGGGGUACAGCUCACAGGACCACCUGCCCGAGAACAAGAGUAAGGGAAAAGAUCAAGCCGGUCUGCUGAUGUGCUCGCCGGUAUCAUCUCUGGAAGGAUUCCUUCAUUCGCCAGUCGCGCGCCAUGACAACAACUUUAAUGAUGACACCAGGUUCCAAUACGUGCUAGCGGCGGCCACGUCCAUAGCUACCAAGACCACAGAAGAGUCUCUGACGUACCUCAACCAGGGGCAGCCGUAUGAAGUGAAGCUGAAGAAGCUGGGCGACCUGAGCCACUUCAAGGGGAAGAUACUCAAGAGUGUAAUAAAGAUCUGCUUCCACGAGCGUCGCCUGCAGUACAUGGAGAGGGAACAGAUAGCGCAGUGGCACGCCGCCAGGCCCGGGGAGAGGAUUGUAGAGGUGGACGUGCCCCUCUCGUACGGCGUGAUCAAAGUGCAGCAGCCGGCGUGUCUCAACGCUCUCCACGUCUACUGGGACCCGUUCAAAGAUGUUGGCGUUUAUAUCAAGGUGAACUGCAUAUCGACAGAGUUCACAGCCAAAAAACAUGGCGGCGAGAAGGGCGUCCCCUUCCGUAUACAAGUUGAGACGUACCUGGCCAGCGACGAGACUUGCCGGCUGCAUGCCGCCGCCUGCCAGAUCAAGGUGUUCAAACUGAAAGGCGCAGACCGCAAACACAAACAAGACAGAGAGAAGGUGAUGCGGCGCCCGCGGCCGGAGCUGGAACUGUACCAGCCGGGCUGUGAAGCGACUGUGCUGACUACGUUGUCCAACGACGCGAUGCAGCCGCCACCAUCUUUGGUCACCAGCUCGCCGCCGUACUCGCCGGAGAUGUGUGUGGCCCCGAAAUCUUCAGGCAGCCCUGUGAUGAUGACAAAACCAGUGCAGCCCCAACCAGCUAUUCUUGCUUCGCCCAAUCAGAUGAAGCCUCUCUAUUGCCAGGAUGCAAGUGACAUGAAGGUGAGUUCGCCGCCGAGUCACUCGCCCGGCGCCAUCCUGCCUGACCUGCCGCAGGAGGCCGCUCCCGAAGUUGACAAGUCCUCCGGUCUGUCCAAAGACGCGUCUGCAUCCGAGACACAAGCGUGGCUGGCGCGGCACCGCUUCACACCACACGCCAGCACCUUCGCCAACUUCUCCGGAGCCGAUCUACUCAGACUGUCCCGUGACGACAUCAUCCAGAUUUGUGGACUCGCCGAUGGCAUACGUCUAUUCAACGCGCUGCAUGCCAAACGCAUAUCGCCGCGUCUCACAGUGUACGUGUGCGCGGGCGGCUGCGACAUAUACAGCGCCGUGUACCUGCACUCGCUGACCGCGCGCGGCCUCGCCGACAAGCUGAGGCGACUGCUGCCCCCCAGUGUCAAGGUAAUGAACACUACAUCAUAUACUACACAGACGCAUGUCGCCCCGUCUCACGGUGUACGUGUGCGCAGGCGGCUGCGACAUAUACAGCGCCGUGUACCUGCACUCGCUGACCGCGCGCGGCCUCGCCGACAAGCUGAGGCGACUGCUGCCGCCCAAUGUCAAGGAAUGCGACACGGUCCUGGUGGCGGGCCCGCACGGCGCCCGCGUGCGUCUCACCGACGAGCUGGUGCGCCAUCUACCGGACAACUCCACAUACCGCGUGCACUGCGGCGAGGACUGCCUGCUGCUGACUCCCAGCCACAACUAGCGACAUCUAGCGGCGGUAGACUGGACUAGCAGCUCCGGCUGUAACUAGUGAUUAACUCCAUCUACCGGAUACGGACGCAACACGAGACAUGAAGAAACUAGUGCCAUCUAGCGGCUGCAGCCAAAACUAUUGAGAUUGCUGUCAUCUAGUGGCUCCUGCCGUGACUAGUGGCGUAGCGCCAUCUAGCAGCUGCAGUCGCAACUAUUGAGAUUAACGCCACCUGGUGGCUCAAACUGAAACUAGUGAUAUGUAGACGAGUUAGUACGCCAUCUAACGGACAACUCAGCGAGAUGUGAAACUAAACUAGACUGUAACUAGUAACACACUAUCUGUUGGCAAAUUCAAGUACUUCGUGCUAAGAUAUGGAUUAGACAAGCGAGCGGUAGAUCGUAUUUUAUUGAAAGUACGUGUACCACAGACUAACGUGAUAGUACUGAAAUAUAGUACAUAAAUGAAAUUAUAAGGAAUUGAUUAAGUUUAUUGAAAAACAUAAAAACUGUCGGAAAUAAAUUAUAUUUGUUUCGACCAAAUACCCUGAAUUUGACUAUAUACUUUCUGACAUGUAUUAUUACAAGAAAUCACAUAAGAACGUGUGUUUUAUAAAAACACAGAAUAACGAUUCUUUAAAAAAAUGCUUGCAAAGUUAUACAUAACUUUAUUCCAAUUGGAUUUAAAAUAUUGGCAAAUGUUAAUAGGGUAAUAAGCCCUUCUAAUGUAUUGAGUUUAUAAGGUAUUUUAUUGUAUUCAAUGUUUACUAACCCCCUCAUCUCAUCGCCAUUUUACUAAACAAAAAAGAUUCUCGUUUUAAAUAAAAGUAUGAAUUGUUUUUGUUGGACAUUUAAUAGGGUUUGAUUGGGGUAAAAAUGAAUUUUAUAUUUAAGUUAAUGUUCUAUGUUAAAUUUAUGGUAAUCCAAAGAUAUGCCUUUAUGCUAUGCAUCUUACUGUUAAGUUUAAAAUGAAAGUUAAAGUGAUUGUUGUUGAUGUUGUAUUGGUAAAGAAAUGUAUGAGAAUGAUAUUAAAAUAAACACUUUUAUGGUGAACUAAGAUGAGAUUUACUUGUUUUAUGUUUUUACAUAACGUAUACACAACUAUACAUGAAAGAUGGAAAUGAAGGGACGCUGUCUAUCAAAUUGUUAUUUUUAUAAUAGUUGUUAUAGUUAUUUUAAUUUAGUCCUAAUGAUGCCAUUUAUAGAAAUAAAUAAAAACUUCACAGUUAUUCUUUUGUAUUAGGUAAAACACAUAGUCUAGGUGAGAUGAAUUUAAAAAGGUUUGUUUAGUUUCUGGUAUAAAAUACCACUUAUUGUGAGACUUGUGUUACUAUUGGCAGCCUGAGCUUGUACAUUAGUUUAUAUGUAAAUGUUAAGUUUCGUAUCUUCUGUUAUCGUAAUUAAUCAUUCAUAAUAACUUUUGGUUAUAAGUUGGUUUCGAAUCAGUCACUUUUAAUACCGAUAAAAAUGUACAAUACAUGUUGUAUAUUUGUUAUAUGUACCGAUAUAUUUUAAUGAGUCCUUUGCAAUUUAUUAUUAACUCUGUAAGGGGUAUACAUCGGUUCUUACGUAUUCACAAUUCUGAUAAAUACAAAUAUUGCUUCGGCCAAAAGUGCCUUACCAUGUGCCUAUAUUGUAAAUAUGUGCCCAUAUAUGUUUAAAUAUUUAAUAAAAGAUUUAGUUUAGAAAAGACACGUCCUUUGAGGAUUUGAAAGCGCAAGUUGCAUUAUGGAGUAUUUGAAUAUAUUUUUUGAUAUUUUGUUACAAGACAGAGAUGUAUUUUCACUAUAUUAGAAUAACGUUUGUAUAGAACAUAGUCAAUAAAUGUAUCUUAGCGUAGAUA
Molecule: messenger RNA, 4804 nt
Organism: Plutella xylostella (diamondback moth)
Lineage: Eukaryota; Metazoa; Arthropoda; Insecta; Lepidoptera; Plutellidae
Source: RefSeq, a predicted model, not a curated record